This is a messenger RNA of Salvia miltiorrhiza (redroot sage), 2076 nucleotides long. Its product is annotated as probable E3 ubiquitin-protein ligase ARI2. The coding region runs from base 245 to 1906 and encodes 553 amino acids. Gene Ontology annotation, biological process: ubiquitin-dependent protein catabolic process; protein polyubiquitination; positive regulation of proteasomal ubiquitin-dependent protein catabolic process. Lineage: Eukaryota; Viridiplantae; Streptophyta; Magnoliopsida; Lamiales; Lamiaceae. Gene Ontology annotation, cellular component: cytoplasm; ubiquitin ligase complex. The record is from RefSeq and is a predicted model, not a curated record. Gene Ontology annotation, molecular function: ubiquitin conjugating enzyme binding; ubiquitin protein ligase activity; zinc ion binding. The transcript has 7 exons.
AUUGAACCUGGUUUCAAAUGCUCCUAAUUUGAACAUUGCUGUAGUUGGGUCCGGAUACGACUCGGAUCAACCCGGUCGAAACGGUAAGUCGGUAACACUAAUUUUCAGUUUUCACAUGACACAUAACCCGUUUAUCGGAUUCGGGUAGCCCGACCCAUUUGAAGGUGGAAAAAAGUAUGAAAAGCGAGUGAUCAUAUAGCUGAGUUAUGGGUUGACUCCAUGGACUUAAUCUCGAUGCUGUUCCAUGGGUUUGAAGGUGAUCACGAGAGAGUCCUUAUGGGCAGCUCAGAGGGAAGAUUUGCAGACAGUGAUGGAGUUGCUAUCUGUGAGAGAACACCAUGCCAGAACUCUUCUGAUUCAUUACAGAUGGGAUGUUGAGAAGCUGAUCACAGCUUACUUCGAGAAAGGGGAAUCUCGUAUGUUUACACAAGUGGGAGUCACCAGGGAUGAACUCCUUGUUGUCACUCCACCGGAAUCUUCCUCUACGCUUCUCUGCCAUAUCUGUACGGAUGAUGUGUCUGUGAAUGCCGUGUCCACAAUGGACUGUGGUCAUUGCUUUUGCAAUACCUGUUGGACAGAGCACUUCGUUGUCAAAAUAAACGAGGGCCAAAGCAAGAGGAUCAGGUGUAUGGCACAUGAAUGCAACACUGUUUGUGAUGAAGCUAUUGUCAGGAGCUUAGUUGGUACGAGGCACCUUGAUUUAGCAGAGAAAUUCGACAGGAUUCUUCUCGAGUCAUACAUUGAAGACAACAAGUUGGUUAAAUGGUGCCCUAGCACGCCGCAUUGUGGGAAUGCAAUACAGGUGGAAAAUGAUGAGUUCUGUGAGGUGGAAUGCUCUUGUGGUUUGCAGUUCUGUUUCAGUUGCUCGUCAGAAGCCCAUUCCCCUUGCUCGUGCUCCAUGUGGCAGCUCUGGACACAGAAGUGCCGCGAUGAAUCAGAGACGGUCAAUUGGAUCACUGUAAAUACAAUGCCAUGUCCCAAGUGUCAUAAAGCAGUUGAGAAAAACGGUGGCUGCAACCUGGUUCGUUGUGUGUGUGGCCAAUCGUUUUGUUGGUUGUGUGGCGAAGCUACGGGCUAUAGCCAUAGUUGGGAUAGUAUUGAAGAUCAUAGCUGUGGUCGUUAUAAAGAAGACACGAACAAGAAGGCUGAGCAUGCAAAAAGAAACCUAUACAGAUACGUGCAUUACUAUAACCGUUACAAGGCUCACACAGACUCCUUCAAGCAGGAAUCUCAACUGUGGGAGAUGAUCGAGGACAAAGUAUCGAAUCUGCAAGCAAGGGACUUAAAACUAAGAGAUUUCAGCUGGGUUGCAAACGGGUUUUGUAGGCUACUUACAUCAAGACGGGCUCUUUCAUACUCAUAUCCUUUCGCAUUCUACGCAUUUGGUGAUGACUUUUGUGAGGAUGAGAUGACAGAGAAAGAAAGUGGGCUGAAGCGGCAUUUCUUUGAGGACCAGCAGCAGCAGCUCGAGUCGAAUGUUGAGAAGCUGUCUGAGAUUCUUGAGGAGCCGAUUGAUGAGUAUGCUGACGAAGAACAAGUGAGGCGGAUAAGGAUUCAAGUCAUAGAUCUAUCGGUGAUUGCUGAUAGCCUCUGCAGAAGAAUGUAUGAAUGUAUUGAGAAUGAUCUAUUGGGUUCACUUCAAUACACUGUUCAAAUUAUUGCUCCAUACCAGUCGAAAGGCAUUGAGAAGGCCGGAGAGCUCGCUGUCGGGAGGAGCUCUCAAGGAAAUGACAAAGAGAAAUGUCACAAGGCAGCUGAUUGGUCCUCUGGAGACGCGAUGGAGAUCAGCCAGGCAUCGACAUCUGGGACCUCAGACGAGAGUCGACUGUUGUCAUGGAAGCGCCCUAGGCAUGAAAGAAGCUCUUCAGGCAGUGUGAGUGAAUUGUGUUCUCAACUUCUCUGCUGAGGCUACCAAUUUAACAUAAGGUAUGUGAACAUAAAACUAACUCAACCAUGUGCAAUAUUUUUCUUGAGAUUUCUAGAAUGAUUUGGUGUGUGCAUUUUGUGAAUUCCAUUAAAGGAUUGGAGUUUUUGUAUGUAAUAGUAUUAAAUGUGAUCCAUUUCUUACUUGGAAAA